AAACCUCAUUUGUUUUGUACCUCUUCCUCCUUCCACCUCUUUUUUCUCUCUCUUUUUGCCCUAUUCAAUAGGGUUCUCAAAUGAUCUCUUGCUACCUGUUUUUCUGAUGCAAUCAGUUGUUCAAGCUCUUUUAAUUGUGUUUCUUUUGGUUGAUCUGUCAAUUUUUGCUCUCCAUAGAGGGUUUUUUGGUCCUGGACACUGCAGAUUCUACUUCCCCAGUCUUUUUCAACCAUACUCAUGUCUAAAGUCUUCAAUUUUAGUGGUGACCAUGGUGGGACUGUGUACCCAAGUCCCAAGGAAUCCAGCCUAUUUCUGUCCCUUAGGAAUCAUGUGGAUGUCUAUUUUCCUCCUUGCAAGAGGUCUCGUGUUGCGGUCCCUUUUGUUUUCAGUGAAAAGAAGCACAAGUUGUCUUCCAUUGAUGUCCUACCUGAUGAAUGCCUUUUUGAGGUAUUGAGGCGCCUUUCUGAUGGCAAAGACAGGAGUGCCUCUGCUUGUGUUUCCAAGCGCUGGCUUAUGCUCUUAAGCAGCAUCCGCGGGGAUGAAACAGUAAUCUCAAAUCCCAAUCCAUCUUUGGAAACCGAGGAAAGAUCUAUCCAAACUGCUCUUGUUAAGUCUGUGGACUGCGUUAAGAAGGGUGAGGUAGUGGACUCUAAUGCUGCAGAAGUUGCUGAGGCUGAAUCUCAAGAUAUUGAAGGAGAGGGUCAUCUUUCCAGGUGCCUUGAUGGAAAGAAAGCAACAGAUGUCCGACUUGCUGCUAUUGCUGUUGGAACACCAGGCCAUGGAGGGUUAGGAAAGCUUUCUAUUCGAGGAAGUAACCCAAUCCGUGGUGUGACUGAUACAGGCCUCAAGGUUAUUGCUCGAGGUUGUCCUUCUCUAAGGGCUCUUUCUCUCUGGAAUGUCUCUUCUGUUAGUGAUGAAGGUUUAACCGAGAUUGCUCAAGGAUGUCAUCUGUUGGAGAAGCUUGAUCUUUGCCAAUGCCCUGCAAUUACUGAUAUGUCCUUGAUGGCUAUCGCAAAGAAUUGUCCUAAUUUGACCUCUCUAACGAUAGAAUCUUGUUCAAAGAUUGGAAAUGAAACUCUUCAAGCUGUAGGUCGUUUUUGCCCUAAGUUGAAGUUUGUGUCUCUCAAAAACUGCCCACUCAUCGGAGAUCAAGGAAUUGCAAGUCUCUUUUCAUCCGCUGGUCAUGUUUUGACAAAGGUGAAACUUCACGCAUUGAACAUCAGUGACAUCGCCCUUGCUGUUAUUGGACAUUAUGGCAUUGCCAUCACUGACAUAGCCCUUAUUGGUCUUCAAAACAUAAAUGAGAGAGGAUUUUGGGUCAUGGGUAAUGGCCAAGGUUUGCAGAAGCUGAGGUCGCUUGCUAUAACUGCUUGCCAUGGAGUUACUGAUUUGGGACUUGAAGCUCUUGGUAAAGGUUGUCCAAACUUGAAGCUGUUUUGCCUACGAAAAUGUACAAUCCUGUCAGAUAAUGGCUUGGUUGCUUUUGCCAAAGGUUCAGUUGCACUCGAGAACCUCCAAUUAGAAGAAUGCCACAGGAUCACCCAGGCUGGGUUUGUUGGUGUUCUUUUGAGCUGUGGUGAGAAGUUAAAGGUUCUGUCCAUGGUGAAAUGCUUUGGUGUUAAAGAGUUGGCCUGUCGAUUUCCAUCUGUGUUGCCUUGCAACUCACUUCAGUCUUUGUCUAUCCGCAACUGUCCUGGAGUUGGUAAUGCUACUUUGGCCAUAAUGGGUAGGCUGUGCCCCAAACUGACUCAUUUGGAGCUGAGUGGACUCCUUCAAGUAACUGAUGAGGGUCUUUUCCCUCUUGUUCAGAGCUGUGAAGCUGGUUUGGUCAAGGUGAAUCUAAGUGGAUGUGUUAAUGUUACAGACAGAUCAGUUUCAUUCAUAACUGAGUUGCAUGGGGGAAGUCUCGAGUCUCUUAAUGUUGACGAGUGUCGAUACGUUACUGAUAUGACCUUGUUAGCAAUUUCCAACAACUGUUGGUUGCUCAAGGAACUUGAUGUUUCAAAGUGUGGUAUAACUGAUUCAGGUGUUGCAUCUUUGGCCAGUACAGUGCGACUUAAUUUGCAGAUACUCUCCUUGUCAGGUUGCUCUAUGCUUUCGGACAAAAGUGUACCCUUUCUGCAGAAGUUGGGGCAGACACUCAUGGGCUUAAACAUCCAGCACUGCAAUGGGGUCAGUAGCAGCUGUGUUGAUCUCCUCUUGGAACAGCUCUGGAGGUGUGAUAUCCUUUCUUAAGUGCAGGGUCAAUGCAACUUACAAGUUGAGCUCCUUUGAAAGAUGGAGCUUAGUAAGGAAGUUUAACUAGUCUUUCUUUGUUAGUGUUAGCAUAAAGUUUUUUGGUCCAUGAUCUUGGGUCUUCUAAUAGUCCAGUAUCUCGGCUCCUUUUUCCGGGGAUGUGGUUGGUUCUCUUUUUUUGCAGCUUCUUCACUGAAGCUGUUUUUGGGAAAUUUUUUUCCUGUUUUUCCAACCAUACUUCCCUGAGAUACAAAUGCUGAGUUUUUGGAUUAAGAGAUUCAUGUCUGGUCCUAGUCCUAGUCCUUGUUGUCACUAGUUUUUAGCUUCUAUGCUUGCAUUGAUUGCCAAAUCUUGCAGCGGUAGAAGCUUUUUCAAUAUUGUCUUAAGUCUUUUAUGUGUGUGCACUUGUAGUUUUACCGAGUCUCUCACGUUGUUGAACCUUUCAACUCGUGAUGGUUGGGUUUAUGUUUGUGUUGUUGUUGUGGUGGUGGUUGCUUUUGGGCAGUUGUAGGUAUAUAUGCCUCUCUUUUCAUGGGCUUUGGCCAUGGCAGGAAGUUCCUUUUCUGCCAUGACAACCCUCUGGGGUUGUUUUUUCUUUUUACAAAGCCUUAGUUUUGCAGGCCUCUCUUGUUCUUGAAACUCCCAAAUGUAACCUUGUUUUGUACUUGUGGAAAUGUUAGUUUUGUUUAUUAAAUAAAAAAAAAAA
Solanum lycopersicum (tomato) is the source of this 2941-nucleotide messenger RNA. RefSeq names its product EIN3-binding F-box protein 2 (gene EBF2). Gene Ontology annotation, biological process: SCF-dependent proteasomal ubiquitin-dependent protein catabolic process. Gene Ontology annotation, cellular component: SCF ubiquitin ligase complex. Gene Ontology annotation, molecular function: protein binding. The record is from RefSeq and is marked validated. Lineage: Eukaryota; Viridiplantae; Streptophyta; Magnoliopsida; Solanales; Solanaceae.